CCGGCGCGCCCUGCCUGUCCCGGGAGCCGGCGAGGCCGGCCUGGGGUGGCCCGGCGCGGGAGCACCGCGGGGAGUACCGGCUGGAGCAGCGCAGGGGCGACGGCCCAGCCUCCCGAAGUUUGCCGCGCCCGCUCGGGCGGCCGAGGUUUGUUUUCUUGAAAAGGCUCCAGGCUUCGGCUUGGAAAAUCCAACCGCCAAAAUUGAGCCCAGCAGCUGGAGCGGCAGCGAAAGCCCUGCCGAAAACAUGGAAAGGAUGAGCGACUCGGCAGAUAAGCCGAUUGACAAUGAUGCAGAGGGGGUCUGGAGUCCUGACAUCGAGCAGAGCUUUCAGGAGGCCCUGGCUAUCUAUCCGCCCUGUGGGAGGAGGAAAAUCAUCUUAUCAGACGAAGGCAAAAUGUAUGGUAGAAAUGAAUUGAUAGCCAGAUACAUCAAACUCAGGACAGGGAAGACAAGGACCAGGAAGCAGGUGUCUAGUCAUAUACAGGUCUUAGCAAGAAAGAAAGUUCGAGAAAUUCAAGCCGCCAUUAAGGUGUCUAGUCACAUUCAGGUUCUUGCCAGAAGGAAAUCUCGUGAUUUUCAUUCCAAGCUAAAGGAUCAGACUGCCAAGGACAAGGCCUUACAGCACAUGGCUGCCAUGUCAUCAGCCCAGAUCGUCUCGGCUACUGCCAUCCAUAACAAGCUGGGGCUGCCUGGGAUUCCACGCCCUACCUUCCCGGGGGCACCAGGGUUCUGGCCUGGAAUGAUACAGACAGGACAGCCAGGAUCCUCACAAGACGUCAAGCCCUUUGUGCAGCAGGCCUACCCCAUCCAGCCAGCAGUCACAGCCCCCAUUCCAGGGUUUGAGCCUGCAUCAGCCCCAGCUCCCUCCGUCCCUGCCUGGCAGGGCCGUUCCAUUGGCACAACCAAGCUUCGCCUGGUGGAAUUUUCAGCUUUCCUUGAACAGCAAAGAGACCCAGACUCGUACAACAAACACCUCUUCGUGCACAUUGGCCAUGCCAACCAUUCAUACAGUGAUCCGUUGCUUGAGUCUGUGGACAUUCGUCAGAUAUAUGACAAAUUUCCUGAAAAGAAAGGUGGUUUGAAGGAACUGUUUGGAAAAGGCCCACAGAACGCCUUCUUCCUCGUAAAAUUCUGGGCGGACUUAAACUGCAGUAUCCAGGAUGAUGCAGGGGCUUUUUACGGUGUGAGCAGUCAGUACGAGAGCUCUGAAAACAUGACGGUUACCUGUUCCACCAAAGUGUGCUCUUUUGGGAAACAAGUAGUAGAAAAAGUAGAGACGGAGUAUGCAAGGUUCGAGAAUGGACGAUUUGUAUACCGAAUAAACCGCUCACCAAUGUGUGAAUAUAUGAUCAACUUCAUCCACAAGCUCAAACACCUACCAGAGAAAUACAUGAUGAACAGUGUUUUGGAAAACUUCACCAUUUUAUUGGUGGUAACAAACAGGGAUACACAAGAAACUCUCCUCUGCAUGGCCUGUGUAUUUGAAGUUUCAAAUAGUGAACAUGGAGCACAGCAUCAUAUCUACAGGCUUGUAAAGGACUGAACCCGGUUAUUUAUAUAUAUAGAUAUCUGUAUAUACACACACAUAUGUGCACACACACACUCGCUCCAUUAUCGAACGACUGACUGUAAACCUCACCACAGUGAUGCCCUGGGCCAGGUGAUGCCUGGGGUCACGCCCUGACUUUUCUAAAUCCUGUUUGAGUGAACUUAUUAUUAUUAUUUUUUCAUGUGUUCAUGCUAUCAUUGUAGCUGUGAAGUUGUGAUGCAGUUUUUGUGUAUUCCUCAGAUCUGCAACCCACAAUUCCUUGGGGAAGGUGAAUCAUACCAGGCUAAACCUCUCUCUCUCUGCAGACCUGUUUCCUGUUGUGGUAGAAAACAAUGAGACAGAGGGUUGGCCAUGGGGCAUUGACUGCCUUUAUACAAAUGUAUUUAGUUCUUUCUCGUUUGUUUGUUUUUCCAACAUAAAAUUCUUGUUUUAAGAUACAAGUAAAAUUAAUCUUUAAAUGUAAAUUAGUACAAGAAAACUAAGAUUCUUUAGACUUAUCUUUGUAACUAAUUAGGGUGGAAGUUAUGGAAGAAUGUAAUUCACUAAAUUAUUUUUUAAA
Phodopus roborovskii (desert hamster) is the source of this 2108-nucleotide messenger RNA. It is a transcript of the gene Tead1, whose product is annotated as TEA domain transcription factor 1. The coding region runs from base 245 to 1543 and encodes 432 amino acids. Gene Ontology annotation, biological process: embryonic organ development; hippo signaling; regulation of transcription by RNA polymerase II. The transcript is spliced from 13 exons. The record is from RefSeq and is a predicted model, not a curated record. NCBI's taxonomy places the organism in Eukaryota, Metazoa, Chordata, Mammalia, Rodentia, Cricetidae. Gene Ontology annotation, molecular function: DNA-binding transcription factor activity, RNA polymerase II-specific; RNA polymerase II cis-regulatory region sequence-specific DNA binding. Gene Ontology annotation, cellular component: transcription regulator complex.